Molecule: messenger RNA, 1842 nt
Organism: Aspergillus welwitschiae
Lineage: Eukaryota; Fungi; Ascomycota; Eurotiomycetes; Eurotiales; Aspergillaceae
Product: MIP/aquaporin family protein
Exons: 1
Coding region: 84-1655 (523 amino acids)
Biological process (GO): glycerol transmembrane transport; water transport
Cellular component (GO): plasma membrane
Molecular function (GO): glycerol channel activity; water channel activity
Source: RefSeq, a predicted model, not a curated record
CUUCCCGUCGCAGUGGUGGAAGUGGCAUCCCCAGUUUGGCGCCACGCACCACGCUGGCUGAACGAACCCAAGGUCGUUUCACCAUGGCUGGCCCAGAAGAGACGCCUCAGCUGCGCUUGGCCCAUGAACCGUUUGUGCAACCCGGCUAUGGCGAUCUAAACCCAUCCUACGAACAGCCCGCCAACUCCAAACCUGUCUGGGGUCUGGCGAAACCGCUCCCUCGUGUUGUCCGACCGGGCAUGGUGCCGACCAAGGAGGAGCUGUUGGAAGCCCGUCAAAAUAUUCAGCUGCCAGCAGAAAACUCACAGAAGCUAGGGCUGGAGGUCGACCCCAAUGACCUAGAGCUGGGCCAGAUCGAGAAGACGGCUGACCCUCGUAAAAUGGCGGCCCAGGUGGAAGAUGCCCGCAUCCAGCGUGAGAACAACUUCAUGAACAAGAUUCUGAGUGGGGAUGCCACCACGACGCGACAAGGCUCGCGCCUCUCGCGGACUUCAUCGUCGCGUAUCCGCCGCCCAUCGGCCUGGGAUCUCCCGCCUGAGAAUCUCUCGACGGUGCCCGAAGGCGAGACCCCGGCUCCCAGUGAGACCCAUGAGGAACCCCCUCAGAUGAGUAGUGAGGAGCCCUUGGAGCCCGUCCUGGAGGAGCCCGAGCUGCGCGCUGACGAUGGCAAGGACGGGAUGAUGGACGACCUGCCCAAUCUGGAGGAGAUCGAGGCCGCCUACCCGGAAGAUCUGCAUCCGCUGGUGCAGGAGCUGGUGGAGGAGGAGGUGCACAACAACCACACCACCUGGUCCGUCAUCCGCACUCAUCACCGCGAAGCCCUGGCCGAGUCCCUGGGGGUCUUCGUACAGCUUUUCGUCGGCUUUUGCGGCGAUCUAGCAGUGACCGUGGCCAACGCCGGUAAUCCCAACACCACCGACUGGGUCUGGGGGUUUGCUACCAUGAUGGCCAUCUACGUCUCCGGUGGUGUGUCCGGUGCACAUCUCAAUCCGACCAUCACCAUCAUGCUCUGGUUUUACCGCGGCUUCCCCAAGAGCAAGAUGCCCGAGUACUUCGCCGCGCAGUUCUUGGGGGCCUUCAUCGCCGCGCUCGCCGCGUACGGUCUCUACUAUCACUCCAUCCAACACUAUCUCCUGACCAACUCCACCACGGGCAUCAUCACCAGCUUUGUGACAAGUCAGCGCGAGACCUGGAUCGGUCCUGGUACUGCCUUCUUUACCGAAUUUCUGGGCACGAUGAUACUGACGGUGGUGGUCCUGGCGCUGGGUGACGAUCAGAACGCACCCCCGGGAGCGGGUAUGAACUCACUCAUCGUGGGUCUCAUGGUGACCUGCAACACGAUGAGCUUUGCCUACCAGACGGGUGCCGCCUUGAAUCCGAGUCGAGACUUUGGGCCCCGACUAGCGUUGCUGGCUCUUGGGUACGGCUCGUCGCUGUUCACCAAUCCGUACUGGUUUUACGGACCAUGGGCCGGAUCACUCGCGGGCUCCUUCCUCGGUGCCUUCCUGUACGACUUUAUGAUCUUUACGGGUGGUGAAUCGCCGGUCAACUACCCCUGGGAACGGACGCAGCGGGCGAUGCGCAAGAGUCGGAUGAAGUGGGGGAAGCGGUUGCAUCUGUCGCGCCGAGACAGGGGAGAGAAGACUGUGCGUUGAACAGGAGCGGCGUAGACAAAGGGGAAUUCGAAUUUAGUGCAGAAUGUUUCACCAGAUUGUUUGAGAAAGCCUUGCUACGUGCAUGCGGGAUGCAUACUAGUGAUGUUUGUAGUUACAUGAUACACUCAUAUUGACCGCAAUGAGCGAUGAACGUUGUACAUACGCAUUGAUGAUUCGGGUUCUGGAU